AUGAAGGAUGACGAUGGACUUCCAACCUCAACAACAACAAGUAUUAAGAAGGAAAACGUGGAUUCUUCUCUUUUUGGGAAAGGAAGGUACAAAUUCUGGGCAUUAGCUGCUAUUUUGCUUCUCGCUUUUUGGUCUAUGUUCACCGGUACCGUUUCUCUUCGUUGGUCUGGUAAUCUCAAUUCGUUGUCCAGUGAUUUAGAUACUCCGAUUCACGAUGACCUAGAUGUUCUUGAAAUGGAGGAGAGGGAGAAGGUGGUGAGGCAUAUGUGGGAUGUGUAUACCAACAGCCGUAGGAUCAGGUUGCCGAGGUUUUGGCAAGAGGCUUUUGAGGCUGCUUAUGAAGAAUUGACUAGUGAUGUUCCUGGUGUUAGAGAUGAUGCAAUCACUGAGAUCGCUAAGAUGUCUGUGCGUUCGGUUAAUUUUGAUCCGCCUCCUAUUCAAUCCACGAGAACACAGGAAUUUAGCAAAACCCUCAAGAUAGCUGAGAAAGGAAAAGAAGCCAUUGCAUCUCGGCGUGCUUAA
Molecule: messenger RNA, 522 nt
Organism: Lathyrus sativus (Indian pea)
Lineage: Eukaryota; Viridiplantae; Streptophyta; Magnoliopsida; Fabales; Fabaceae
Source: the annotation of a GenBank genome assembly